AUGAGCGACGACGACGAGCCAGCGAGCGAGCGAGCGAACGAGCGGCCUAGCAGGAGAGGCAAACCAGCCAAGCCGGGACGGAUGGGAGGCAUGGGCAAAAAUGGGUGGGUUGGCGGGCGGGCGGGCGAGUGCACGCCAGCCGAGCUCGGCGGAGGCGGGGAGGGCGAGCAGCAGCCCACCGAACGAGGGCUAUUCGCUUCGCUUGCCGCUCCGACCCGCAAGCUUCCAGGCGGCGUGCGCGGUGACGUCACCCCGCCCGCCGUGCGCACCCCCGCGACGCGCGGGGGGUGCAGCAGGGCACGCGCAGGUCUCCGCGCCCGCAAAGCAGAUGGCGUGCGGGAGAGCCGCAGCGAGCACCACCACACAGAGAUUAUCCAUCCGCCGCAGCCUCCGGGACAGGACGCGCACCACCCACCCGCAGCAGUGGCGCAAAUGUCGUGGACGGCGGCCCUUCUCGCGGCUCACCUGCUCGUCAUCACAGUUUGUCCAACGAGCGGCAUCAACUGCUACACAUGCUCGUCGGUGAACGGCAGCAACGUCAACUGCGAGGACCCUUUCAACCCUGACCCGUCCGAGUACAAGGUGAAGUGCAUGGUGCCCAAGCAGGGCCACGUCGGAGUCUUCCCGGCCAACUUCUGCAUCAAAAUUCGAGGCACAAACGUGGAGACGUCGUCGAUGAUGUACAUCAGGGCGUGCGCCAUGAAGACGAUGGACUCGCAGUGCGGCGUUUUCAAGUACCAAGACGCCGCCAUGACCGGCUGCAUCCUGACGUGCGACUACGACGGUUGCAACUCGGCCUCUGUGGCCACAACGACGGCCACCCUGCUGGCCGCCCUCCUCGCACUCCAGCGGCUCAGCUGCUAAGACAAGCAAUCAAAGUCUCAUGUCGGGAACAAAGAAUCGCGGUGUUUAAUGCCGCAGAAACGGACUGCUUGGCUGCCUCGUUUUUCACUCUGCAUUCGUUUCUUUAGAUGGAUAAAAAUCGGUGGAGUUUUUUAGACAAAUUUCUUGACGAGAAUUAUUUUCAAUAACAAACGGAGGAAACUUGAAGUUUUUAGGCAUCAAAAAUUAAAUACUGCCAAUUCAAUUAUCAUCUUCUACUCGCAAUACUCACACUAUUUACCCAAUUUUAGCUCGUGAAUCGAGAGAAUCUAAAAUAGGAAAGAUAUUUAUUGUAAAAAGAUAACAUCUGCCUUCCAUAUAAUAAAAUUUAUCUUGGUACGAAACCGGA
Messenger RNA from Cloeon dipterum, 1231 nucleotides. RefSeq lists its product as uncharacterized. Gene Ontology annotation, biological process: regulation of synaptic transmission, cholinergic; positive regulation of voltage-gated potassium channel activity; sleep. Bases 1 to 864 code for a protein of 287 amino acids. The record is from RefSeq and is a predicted model, not a curated record. The transcript is spliced from 5 exons. Lineage: Eukaryota; Metazoa; Arthropoda; Insecta; Ephemeroptera; Baetidae.